Entelurus aequoreus (snake pipefish) is the source of this 1236-nucleotide messenger RNA. RefSeq lists its product as uncharacterized. NCBI's taxonomy places the organism in Eukaryota, Metazoa, Chordata, Actinopteri, Syngnathiformes, Syngnathidae. The coding region runs from base 22 to 672 and encodes 216 amino acids. The record is from RefSeq and is a predicted model, not a curated record. Gene Ontology annotation, biological process: positive regulation of cytokine production; neutrophil activation; positive regulation of T cell proliferation. Gene Ontology annotation, cellular component: extracellular region. Gene Ontology annotation, molecular function: cytokine receptor binding; cytokine activity. The transcript has 6 exons.
AUCUGACAGCGGGAGGAGGUCAUGUCUAGUAGGGCGUGUGUGUGUGUGUGUGUGUGUGAGAGUGUGUGUGUGCCUUGGAGAGAUCCCGGCACAGUGUUUUUUCUUCUUAACUGGGACGGCCACGGAGCGUCAUCGUCUGCCGUGAAAUGUGACUGCGUGACCCGCGGCUUCAUGACGGCGCGCUCGGUCGUCUUGGUCCAGCGCAUUCGUUGCCGAGCGUCAGGCACCCAACGGCGGCCCAGGCCUCACCUGUGCAGAGACAGACACAAAACUCAGGGGUGGCUUUGUGUGUUUGUGCUGAGCAUCUUGAACAAGACGUCAUGUGCGCUGGAAGUGAGGCAAUCUGAAAAGGUGCAGCUGUGCUUAAGACAUCUGACUUCCUCCAUUAAGAAUUCCGACGCGAUGUUGUACGCUCCGUCCAUGAACGACAUUCAAGACAAGUGUCUUCUUUUCUCGCUGGAAUGUUACGUGAAGGAGUUGCUGAUGGUCAUCAAGGAGGAGGAGGUGGAGGCGGACAACAUUUACGCCAACUGCAUCUUUGAGUUCAGUGAAACGCUAGAAUCUGAAUCUGUCAGCUGUCCGCCAUGUGAGGCGCACUCCCUGGGCGACAUUAGCACAUUUCUCAGCAGACUAAAGACCCUCCUGCAAGCCAUCGCUUCCCAGAAGCAAUGAAGUGAUCAAUGAGGUCCGAUAACUAGGAUUGUUUUUUUUUUCAUGUACAGCACACAGUCAGGUGCAUUUGAAAUACGACCAAAUCAAGAUGUGAGACUUUUAGCUUUUAGGCUUUUUCAAUUUUUUUACAACUUUUUUUGACAUAAUAUACUGCUGGGAAAUAUUACAAUUGCGUUUGUAUUGGACUUUUUUCUGUUGGAUUACGAUUUUCUUCUCUUUUUCGUAAUAUUCCAACUUUAUCCGAGCAACAUUCCGAUAAUUUUUUAAAAUAUUUUUUUUAUAACAUUCUCGUAAAAUCACUUUUUAUAUACAUUUUUUUUUUUUUGUAAAAUUAGAACUUGUCUCGUAUAUUACGAUAGAUUUCUGGUAAAAUGUAAAAAAAAUUCUCGUAAUAUUUUAUUAGGGGGAAUUAGACUUUAUUCUCCUGAAACGAUGACAUUUUGUACGAAAUCCCGAUUUUAUUCUCGUAAAACUAUUACUCUUUUGACAUGAUUUCCAACUUAAUCCUCAUCAAAUUGUCAAUUUUCUUCUUUGAAAUUACAGUUUUAUUCUUUUAAAAUUGCC